This is a messenger RNA of Cryptomeria japonica (Japanese cedar), 927 nucleotides long. RefSeq lists its product as uncharacterized. The record is from RefSeq and is a predicted model, not a curated record. Bases 1 to 927 code for a protein of 308 amino acids. The transcript is spliced from 4 exons. Lineage: Eukaryota; Viridiplantae; Streptophyta; Pinopsida; Cupressales; Cupressaceae.
AUGGUUGUAGAGGAGUACAUACAUUUGGCUAGACAGAUAUGGGAUUACGGGGCUGGGAUAGUGGAUGCGGGGAUGACGGAGGAGUUUGCAGCGUACUUUGUGGCACAUGUCAUGGCACAGAUAUCAGAUCCGGCAGAGAUGCUUCCUACCUUUGAUGAUGAUGAGGAUGAGCAGCCAAAGAGGCUAAAAGAUCAGUCAUCUGUAGAUCCCGUUGGAUUGGAAGCUCCAGUUGAUGAUGGUCAAGUAGUGGAUAACUCCAGUGAUGCUACUCAGGAUCCUCCAAAGAUUGAGAUCAUUGUAGAGAUGAUAACUAAGGAGUUAGGUGAAGUGGGAAAGUCUAAAGAUGAUGGCCAAGAGGGUGAAAAAGAUAAGGAUGAAGUAGUUGGGAAGGAGAAGGGUGAAGAACAAUCAGACAAAGCUCUGACAACCAUGACCAAAGCCACUGUUCCUGAUAAAGGAAAGAAAAUUGCAGUUGAGGAUGAGCUUUCUCAUGGUCUGAGGAAUUUGGAGUCUGGGGAUGAAUAUGAAGAAGCUGGAGAAGAGCUUGAAGUGAAAGAGGCUGAAGGACCGGAAGACAAAAGAGAAGAAAGAUUUCUCAGAGAAGUGGCACAAGCAAAUGAAUCUGAAAAAUCAUUUGGAACUGCCAAGCAAAAAGAACUUGAAGUUAAAACAGAAUUUAAUCAGAAGAAGAGAGAGAGGCAACAGAGAAAAGUAAGUCAGUUUGUUGAAAAAGUCUCAAAAGAUAUUAAGAAUAUAAUUGAAGCCUCAUCAACCAAAGAAGUAAAGAAGAGGAAACAACUUGAAGCUCUCAUUGCACCAAUUAAUUUAGAUAUUGAGACUGAGGAUGAAAUUCCUCUAUAUUUCACAAGGGUGCAGAGAAAGAAGGUAGAAGACCCAAAGGAGAAAGCUGAGAAGAUAAGGAAGUGA